Molecule: messenger RNA, 1802 nt
Organism: Leptonychotes weddellii (Weddell seal)
Lineage: Eukaryota; Metazoa; Chordata; Mammalia; Carnivora; Phocidae
Source: RefSeq, a predicted model, not a curated record
GCACGUUGGGAGCCGGUUUUGCGGUGGCUUUUCCUAGGCUGCCUCCUGAUCAUGUCUUCCAAGAAGAACAGAAAACGGCUGAACCGAAGCGCAGAGAAUGGUUCAACCUCGCCCUCUUCUGCUUCCUCUCCUUCGGGGCCCUCUGCUCCUUCUGCUGGGCCAGGCACGGCGGCAGCGGCCGGGAUUCUGGUGGUGACCAACUUCUUAGAAAAGGAUGACAAAGUUCCUAAAACAUUCCAGAAUUCCCUUGUUCAACUUGGACUCAACACUAUGAAAUCUGCAAAUAUAUGUAUAGGUCGACCAGUGUUGCUUACCAGUUUGGAUGGAAAACAAGAGGUCUAUACGGCCUGGCCUGUGGCAGGAUUUCCUGGAGGUAAGGUUGGCCUGAGUGAAAUGGCACAGAAGAAUGUGGGCGUGAAGGUUGGUGAUGCCAUCCAAGUCCAGCCAUUGUUGGGUGCUGUGCUACAGGCUGAGGAAAUGGACCUGGCACUCAGUAUUUGGAGAACAAGGCUUAUAUUUGGACCAGAUGGGUCUGCUAAUAUACCUCUUCCUGAGCUAAACUAUUGCUUCUCCACUGAUCUCUGGCAGAGCUCUCAACUGUGGGCCUCCUCUGCUGGUAUGAGCUACUUGCAUGUGGGGAGGAAGGAAAAAUGCACAUGUUCUGAGAACUCUCCAAGGACGUGUCUCUUUACAAGUGUAAUGAUUUUUAGAUAUACCUACUUCCUGUACUCAAGCAACCUUCUAGGAAGACAGUCAUUAGUAGAAGAAGGGGUUCUCAUUUUUCCUUUUCUGGAGAAAGGUCCUUUCUCCAGAAUUAAAUUCCAUUUACUAUUACUCUCCUUUUUUCUUAUUUCUACUUUUUCAGCAUCAAUUAUUUUUAUUGAUGAGCUGGAUGCACUUUGUCCUAAGAGAGAAGGGGCUCAGAAUGAAGUGGAAAAGAGAGUGGUAGCGUCACUCUUAACACUGAUGGAUGGUAUUGGUUCAGAAGGAAGUGAAGGACAGGUGUUGGUCCUUGGGGCCACAAAUCGCCCUCAUGCCUUAGAUGCUGCACUUCGAAGACCUGGACGAUUUGAUAAAGAGAUUGAGAUUGGAGUUCCUAAUGCUGCAGAUCGGCUAGAUAUUCUCCAGAAACUGCUUCAAAGGGUACCCCAUUUGCUCACUGAAGUUGAACUGUUACAGCUGGCAAAUAGUGCUCAUGGAUACGUUGGAGCAGACUUGAAAGCCUUGUGUAAUGAAGCAGGUCUUUAUGCCUUAAGGAGAGUCCUGAAGAAACAACCUAAUCUCUCUGAUAGCAAGCUGGCUGGAUUGGUGAAGAUUACUCUAAAUGAUUUCUUACAGGGGAUGAAUGACAUCAGGCCCAGUGCCAUGAGGGAAGUAGCAAUUGAUGUACCAAAUGUAAGCCAUUUGUACUCCCAUGCUAGCUACACUGGGCCUGAAUUAAUGAAUAAAUAUGUUGGUGAAUCUGAAAGAGCAGUUAGAGAGAUCUUCCGAAAAGCGAGAGCAGUGGCCCCUUCCAUUAUUUUCUUUGAUGAACUUGAUGCCUUAGCAGUUGAAAGGGGCAGGUAAGAAAUAUUUAAAAUAUUGGCAAUUACAUUGUAAAGUAAGUAGCAUUUCAUACACAAAUUUUAUUUAUUAAUACAUUUAGCCUAAAUAAAGCAUUUUUAUAAUUCACAUAGUUUUUUUCUCUUACACCCAACUAUUUCAUGUUAUCACUUUAUAAUACUUUCAUAUACAUUUUUUUUAAAACCACUGAUAUCCAUUUGGGGCAUUUAAGUUAAUUUUUAUAGCUUAUUAUUUACAGA